CUCGUCUUUCAAUAUUCCAAAAGACAGAUCAAUAACAGCUAUUGAAUUACUUAUACAUGUGUGUAUAUACAUAUUAUAUUAUAUAUGGACUAAUCUAGUUUAUUACCCAUAUAUGUAUACGUCGAGCAGUUUUCUUUUUUUUAAAAAUUGUAAGACAUGGUCAUCGUCACCCUCUCCCUUUUCACCACAUACCCUUUCAUUCUUCCAUUCUUUUGUCUAACAGUAAUUCUAUAUCUAUCGUAUUUCAUAGUUGACAAAUUUCAGCAAGGUGCUAGAGGCGUUACCGGACCCCCAACUUACCCCAUCAUAGGUUGCUUGAUUCCAUUUUACAAGAACCGGUAUCGUCUACUAGAUUGGUACACUCAUCUUCUUUCUAAGUCGCCAACAAAAACAAUCGUGAUAGACAGAUUAGGUGCGCGGAGGACCAUAGUAACAGCUAAUCCACACAACGUAGAGUACAUGCUCAAAUCCAACUUUGACAAUUUUCCUAAAGGCAAGCCCUUCAAUGAAAUUCUUGGUGAUUUUCUUGGAAAUGGUAUAUUCAAUGUGGAUGGAGAAAUGUGGUACAAACAGCGCAAGAUGGUUAGCCAUGAGUUCACCGCAAGGUGUUUGAGAGAUUACGUUGUGAAUGCGCUCAAAGAAGAGGUGGAGAACAAGUUGUUGCCUAUGUUGGACUUAAUGGAGGAUGAAAAUAGAGCUUUUGACUUGCAAGACUUGUUAAGAAGACUUGGAUUUGAUGUGGUUUGCAAAGUUUCCUUGGGGUUUGAUCCAUGUUGCCUCAGUGAUUCUCUUCCAUUUUCGCCUCUGCUAGAUGCCUUUGAAAGGGCUUCACAGAUAUCUGCUGGUAGAGGAGCUGCUCCAAUAUUUGCCAUAUGGAAGGUGAAAAGAUGGUUAAAUAUUGGAUCUGAAAGACAGCUGAGACUAGCCAUUGAUCAAAUCCAUUCAUCAGUCGCUAAUAUCAUCCGUGAGAGAAAGAUUAAGAUCAAAGGAGAAAACCAGCAAGAGACCAACAAAGAUCUUCUUUCAAAAAUGAUAUUGGCAGAAAAUUUUGAUGAGGAGGAAGUCAGGGACAUGGUGAUAAGCUUCAUUAUGGCAGGAAGAGACACAACAUCUGCGGCAAUGACUUGGUUGUUUUAUCUACUGACUCUCCACCCUGAGAUAGAAAAUGAAUUGGUUUCCAAGGAGCUAAGGUUUAUAGAAGACGAAAUGCUAACAAAGCAUGAGAUAUUGAGAGAGAUGAAAUUCUUGAAAGCUUGCCUCUGUGAGACAAUGAGACUCUAUCCACCAGUUGCAUGGGAUUCAAAGCAUGCGAUUGCUGAUGAUAUUUUGCCAGAUGGUACUCAUAUCAAAGCUGGCAAUAGAGUGACCUACUUCCCCUAUGGUAUGGGAAGGAUGGAAAACUUGUGGGGGAAGGACAGGUUAGAGUUUAAACCAGGGAGAUGGAUGCAGGAUUCAGAAGAAGAUGAAGGAGCAGAGCAGGCAUCAAAUUUGUACAAGUUUCCUGUCUUCCAAGCAGGUCCAAGAGUUUGCCUAGGGAAAGAAUUGGCCUUUAUUCAAAUGAAGUAUGUUGUAGCUUCAAUAUUGAAGCGUUUCCAAAUCAGACCAGCUUGUUCGGAUCCUCCUGUAUUUUUGCCAAUCCUAACAGCUCAUAUGGCUGGUGGUUUUAAGAUUUUUGUCCAUAAAACUAAAUACAUUUAGAUGAUCCCUAAGUCUCUUU
Messenger RNA from Solanum dulcamara, 1717 nucleotides. Its product is annotated as cytochrome P450 94B3. The transcript has a single exon. The record is from RefSeq and is a predicted model, not a curated record. NCBI's taxonomy places the organism in Eukaryota, Viridiplantae, Streptophyta, Magnoliopsida, Solanales, Solanaceae. The coding region runs from base 157 to 1698 and encodes 513 amino acids. Gene Ontology annotation, molecular function: iron ion binding; oxidoreductase activity, acting on paired donors, with incorporation or reduction of molecular oxygen; heme binding.